CCACUCCAGCAAUACAUUUCACUUAUCACCACCGAAGGAGAGUCCAAGGACAAAAGAUGAAGACCUUCUUCAUUAUUCUAGUGAGUGUCGCGGUGGUGUGGAGCAAGCCAACAAGAGAAGAUGAUGUAGUCGGUUCAGUCAUUGGAGUAGUUCGAAGCUGUGGUGAAGAAGAUGUCUCGUUGUGCCUGAAGGAAAGAGCCUUGAAAUACGUCGACAAUAUCAACACAGCCAGGGAGCUCAGCAUUGCUGAUGGAAUCAGCUUAAUUGGCACAGGAUCUCCAAGGUCAGCCAGGUCUUUCGAGCCACUGUCCGAUGAACCCAAAGCUAGAGAAAACCAAGUGGAAUCCAGACUGGUGGACGGUGUUGCUGACUUUUUGGAGAAUCAUGUCAUCCAACUUCGUAUGCCAAGGAGCACUGUUGAUGACGUCAAGCGGUCUCUUGAGGAAGGCCGUGGCAAGAAGAAGAAGUUGAAGCAGCUUCUCCCAAUUCUCGCUCUUCUCCAACUGAAGAUCCAGUCCCUCAUUCCCUUAUUCUUGGGUAUCAUCGCCUUCGCCGCAGUUAAGGGUCUCUUCCUUGCAAAGGCUGCGUUGUUGGCUUCUGCCCUUGUUCUGUUGAAGAAGCUAUUAUCCAAACACGAGAGCCAUGAGAGCUAUGAGGUUGUAGCUCACCCUCACCAUGAGGAGCACUACAGCCAUGGAGGUCACGGAGGAGGCUGGGGAAGGUCAUCCCAAGACGCCCAGAACUUAGCAUACAAUGCUUACUCUAAUUGAAGACAUAAUUAAGAAGACUGUUGUCAUCCUUACGCAGGAUUAUAAUAAUCUUUGGUUAGUCUAGUACGGACCUCAGAAUGUUCAGAUAUUAAUUUAUUAUUUAAUAAUUUAUUUAAAUUAUUUAUACGUUGUUAAAUAUUUAAUAUGAAAAACGUAUGAGUGAAUCUUGUCCCAUCUAUUGUCUUCGAUUGCAUCGCCAUUUCUAUUUUAUAUAUUCUCUAUUUUUUUAUGAUUUAUCACUGAAAUGUACCUGUUUAUUAUAAGUAUAUUUGUUUCAUAUUAUAGUACAAACUGUAAGUUUUUUAAGUUUUUAAUGGCUUUAAUAUUGUUCAUAUAACUCUUUAAUUACUUUAUGUGUUCAUUUUA
This is a messenger RNA of Achroia grisella, 1136 nucleotides long. RefSeq lists its product as uncharacterized. The transcript has 3 exons. Bases 57 to 770 code for a protein of 237 amino acids. Lineage: Eukaryota; Metazoa; Arthropoda; Insecta; Lepidoptera; Pyralidae. The record is from RefSeq and is a predicted model, not a curated record.